AUGGCUCAUAGACUCAGUUGCCUGCUAAUCCUAGCUCUGUUUGCCUUCGCUGCAGCUCAGUACUAUACGCCCUACAAUCCCUAUAAUACGCCCAGCCCUACGUUCUCUAGUCUGAAUGGGUAUUACUAUUCGACGGCAUCGCCCUAUUAUUAUAACACACCGAACACCUAUUUCAACGAUGUUAGCAUACGCAUUUGGCCCUAUGUUAUUGGCCAAUACCUGUAUCCUACUUACUACAACAACAACAUCUACAAUCCCUAUGCCACGCUGAAUACGCCCAAUUGGCAGACAUACUAUGCGAGUGCGUUUCGAAGUAACUACGGGAAAAAGUAAUUCGUGUGAAUUUCAAUGAAUUAAUUAUAGUUUGUUGCUCGUUGUGA
Drosophila arizonae is the source of this 380-nucleotide messenger RNA. RefSeq lists its product as uncharacterized. The record is from RefSeq and is a predicted model, not a curated record. Lineage: Eukaryota; Metazoa; Arthropoda; Insecta; Diptera; Drosophilidae.